Odocoileus virginianus texanus is the source of this 3801-nucleotide messenger RNA. Lineage: Eukaryota; Metazoa; Chordata; Mammalia; Artiodactyla; Cervidae. The record is from RefSeq and is a predicted model, not a curated record.
AUGACCGUCCUGACCGCUUAUGGUGGAAUCCCUCUGAGAAAUUCCACUUACUUGGAUGACCAUGGACCACCUCCUAGUAAGGUGCUACCUUUCCCAAGCCAGGUGGUGUACAACAGAGUGGGCAAGUGUGGGAGUCGGACCGUCGUCCUGCUUCUGAGAAUCUUGUCAGAGAAGCAUGGAUUCAAUUUGGUCACGUCAGACAUUCACAACAAAACCAGGCUUACUAAGAACGAGCAAAUGGAACUGAUUAAAAAUAUAAGUACUGCCGAACAGCCCUAUUUAUUCACCCGACAUGUUCAUUUCCUCAACUUCUCAAGGUUUGGAGGAGACCAGCCUGUCUACAUCAACAUCAUCAGAGAUCCCGUCAACCGGUUUUUAUCCAACUAUUUUUUCCGUCGGUUUGGAGACUGGCGAGGAGAACAGAAUCACAUGAUUCGCACCCCCAGCAUGAGGCAGGAGGAGCGCUACCUGGACAUCAAUGAGUGUAUUCUUGAAAACUACCCCGAGUGUUCCAACCCCAGGUUAUUUUACAUCAUUCCGUAUUUCUGUGGACAGCACCCCAGAUGCAGGGAGCCUGGUGAGUGGGCCCUUGAAAGAGCAAAGCUGAACGUGAAUGAAAACUUCCUGCUUGUGGGGAUUCUCGAAGAGUUGGAAGACGUGCUGCUUUUACUGGAAAGAUUUUUACCUCAUUACUUCAAGGGUGUACUCAGUAUCUACAAAGACCCAGAGCAUAGGAAACUUGGAAACAUGACUGUGACCGUGAAGAAGACCGUCCCCUCCGCCGAGGCUGUGCAGAUCCUCUACCAGCGAAUGAGGUAUGAAUACGAGUUCUACCACUACGUCAAGGAGCAGUUCCACCUGCUGAAGCGCAAGUUCGGACUCAAGUCUCGGGUCAGCCACCCGCCGCUGAGACCCCAGUUCUUCAUCCCGACCCCACUGGAAACCGAGGAGCCCAUCGACGACGAGGAACAAGACGACGAGAAGUGGCUCGAAGAUAUUUAUAAGAGGUGAUGCCAGCGCUGUGUGGCCUCCAGUGGCUUAAUCUCCCUUUCCAGAAAGUUUGUGUGUGUGUGUGUGUUGGGGGAAGAAAAAACUCCUUAAGGGACGAAAUGAAUGCUUCACAGCAUUAAAAAGAACAAGCGUUCCCACAGGUUGGGGUCACUGGGAGAUGCCCGGUUUUGCGGGUUUUAUUUGUUUUAAUUUUAUUCUGUGUUUUUCUGGCUCCUUGAGUCCUUCCCAGGUACACUAGAUGGCUCCAUCCCAAGGCAUCUUGUCAUAAAAUAGCUUUUCUUCCCCGAGUAUAAAUGAGAGAAGAGGGAGAAACAGAGCCGACAGCCCAGAAACUCAUUAUUUGUCACCUGUAAAAGUAUUACCUCAGUGGUUGAAAAUGUCCAGACUUGUAUAUUUCAGUAAAAAUGCAAAACCACUGCAGGAGGCCUACUCUAGAAGGCUCUAAGAGGAAAUGGUAAGACAGAUAAGGACAUCAGAAAGGGAGGAUGUCCCUGGAUAAGUGAUUUCUGCCCACACGGUUGAAUUCUGCCCCUGGUCCAUCUCGGGGGACACUUUCACCCAGAGCAGCACAUGUAUUGUUUCUGAAAGACCAAGUCGGCUUCUGCCACACCUUCGAUCAGCCCAGAGCCUUGAGUACCUCUCAAGGUCAAAGUGUGUGGCAGGCUCCAUUGAGACAUUCUGUCCACAAGCUCCAUUCUGCCAGACUUCAAAGUAGCAUAGCCAGGAAAGGAAUUUGUUGGCUGUGUAAGGAAGAGCAUAGGCAAGACAGAUCGACUCUGAAGGACAUGUGGCCUAGGAAAAUGGCAUGACGAUGUCCUUUCCCCCUGGUACGAAACAUCUCUCAUUGGCAUUGUUUUACCUGGAAAUCCAGGAACUGAUUGUAGCUCUGACACUUGAUUCCUGUGACCUAAGUUCUAAGCCUGACCACAGACGGCAUGAUCUACCAGGCACACCCCUGGCCAGCAGGGUCCCAAGUAGCUGGUGCCUUUCACCUUCUGGUCCCUUAAGAGGUAUGUGUUUGGGGUGGAAAGUGAUACUGAGUUCUGUGCAAGCAGCACUCAAACUGAAGUCAACUUAUUAUGGAAGCAGCUCCCUCCUGAGAAACCCUUACUAGGAGGUCAGUAAGAAAAGCAGGAACUUCUGGGUAAGAGACUGCUUGGCCAGCUUCAUUAGUAAGUGUCUGCCCCCAAAGUGAUCUGAAUAGAAGCUGGACAGGCCCAUUCAUUCAAAAUAUCUCCUCCCCAGACCAUUCCCAUCACCUGCCCCCUCUGUGUGAUGCCUUGGUUCAAUCAUCAGCAAUCUAUUUCUUUGGAUUUUGAAAUGUCUUCAUCUGUGACCAUCCCCUUCCAAAAACACGUAUACUUCUGGGCAGAUAAUACACAGUCAGCCUACAAGCGGCAGUGCAGGUGGUAGUGGCAGGCAGGAUCCUAGGGACAAAUUUUGUCUCCUUCAGGUUUUUCCCCUAGAGCCAGCCCUUCAGGAGCAUUAGCAAAGUGUGAGUUGGGAAUACUUCACAGUAAAUAAGACUCAGACUUUACACAAGCUACACAUUUUCUACUUUUCAGAAACCAACAAGUCUCUCUAGAAUUUUUUCUUCGUUCACUAAAAUUGGACGGUAGCCAAGAUAUAAAGCAAGUCAUUUGGAACCUGUCAAGUGUGCACUAAAGCUACUUUAUCAUGAGAUGUAUUGAGAAGGCUCCACCCUGCAGGAGUCCAGUGAAGGCUGGGACCACAGAGGCACAGAGUCCAGCAUUUGGCCACUUGUGAGCCUCCUUUCUGUUUCAGAGAACUGGAGCAGGAAAGUGAUGCAGGGAAAUGUGCUUAGAAGAGGAAAUAUCCUUUGUCCUGUUUAGAGAGACCAGGGCCCUAUUGUUAGGCUUACUUUAAAAAUCAACCCAGAGAACAGCUGUCAUAGUCAACAUAGAGUAAGAGCUAUUGCCUGGUACAUUGUGAAUCACUCCUUUGAAAUUGCCUAUAAAGAACAAUCCUUAGUUUACACACUGUGCAAUCCCACUAUCUGAAAAUAAGGUUCCCUGAGUGUUCUCUGCUGUUGUCAGAACAUCAGGACAAUUGGUCAUCUUUAAAAAAUGCAUCCUCUUAAUGCAAGUGCAUGUGAGCACUUCUACCUGUGUGUUCAAAAGCAAUUAUUGUCAGCAGUAAUCACUGUAACAUCAGAGGCUGACUGAUUUACUUACCAGGACUUGAUGUAAUUUUGCCCAACAAACAGCCUCUGGGCCCUAGAAGUCAAGGCACUUCAUCAGUUUAUUUGGCACAUACGACAACAUUUCUCUGGCCCUGAGCCCAACACAGUUUGUACUUCAUGAAAUAUAUUGUACAUUUUACAUAGUUUAAUUUAAAAAAUACAUUUUAAGCUGGUUGAUCUUUGACUGCCUUAUUUAUUAUAACCUUUCAGCACAUUCCAAGGUUUUAGUUACUCAGGAAGGAGUUAAUUAAAAUGAUUUUAUUUUGGUCUGAUGGAUGUUUUUUAAAAGGAAAAUUAUUAUUAUGAACCUUCAGCCUACUUUCCUUGAGUGCCCUAAAAGUGCUUGUAAAUCGUUUUGUUUUUGUUUUUUUUUUUUCAAGAAGAAAGAAAAAAUGGUAUUUGACAUUGAUGGAAAUUCAAAAGUAUAUAUGGAACUGAAACAUUAGCUUAGCUAAAAUAAAAGCAAUCUGUGUUUGAGAUGAAGUGUUCCUUAACUUAUUCAUUACCCAUGUAAAUAAAUGAAUAUAAAUAAGUUGAUAUUUUUUCCCAUUCUGUUGAGAGCUGGAAAUAAAAGUGCCUGCAGAUUC